Molecule: messenger RNA, 1443 nt
Organism: Letharia columbiana
Lineage: Eukaryota; Fungi; Ascomycota; Lecanoromycetes; Lecanorales; Parmeliaceae
Exons: 4
Coding region: 1-1443 (480 amino acids)
Molecular function (GO): protein binding
Source: RefSeq, a predicted model, not a curated record
AUGCAGGAAGAACCCGGAGAUCAGGGCACAGACUCCUGGCUAAGCGGCGGCUAUUGGAGAACAAAGCUGCCAUGGCGUCAGAAGGCAGCAUCCAAGCCUGCACAAUCCUUGGCCGACAACUCGUCUAUACCCUUCUAUUCAAGCUUAAGCGCUGGCCCUUCCGAAGCUCCGCCACCAUAUGAAGACCUCCGAGAGCAACCAACAUCGCUUGUGGAGAAGGAUGGAAAGACACCCAGAGACAAUACAGAUCAAAAAGCUAAACACGAUCUGGAGAGCGGAACCCACUCACGCUUCAAUGCACCCGCCAACCAGACAGGAAAGCUACCAGCGCUGCGGAAAAUUGGGCGCGGAGGCUCUGAUGAGACGUUAGCAUCUCUGGACAAAUCUUGGCGAUAUCAUCGACAAGAGUUCGGUUCCACGGACACCAAGACUGUUGCCCGUCUCUUUGACUUGUGCCGAUGCUGGAACACUUUGGGUAUGCUUCGUGAUGCUGUGGAGACAGAAGCACCGCAGGGCUUAUCUUGGACGAUCAAAGCCCGUAACACCGAAUUCUUCGAUUUCCUCUUGCAACGGCAAGUCGAUGUUGAUCGACCGGACGAGGAAGGCAAAACUCCAUUGUUUCAUGCUUCAACGUUAGGCAAGGCUUUCAUUGUAAGAAGAUUGCUUGACGCUGGAGCCAAUGUACAUUGCACCGCGGGUAGUGUUACCCCUCUCCACGUUUCAGCCGAGAAGAACUAUACCUCAAUUGUAGACUAUCUCCUGGAAGCCGGCGCAAAUGUCAAUGCGCUGAACUCGAAGGGUAAUACCGCGCUAUACUGGGCCAGUAACAAUGGGAAUCUAGAAAUGGUUAGGAAACUUUUGGGCAAAGGCGGUCAAGCAAAUCAUACCGCUCCGUCAACCAUCUCUCCGCUUCACGUUGCCGCAGCUCGAGCAAACCCCAGCUUGGGCGAAAAAUUUGCGCUACACUUUGCUGCCGGAAAAGGAUCACGAAGCCUUGUUACUCUGCUUCUGGAUGCCGGAGUUGGAGUAAACACGACGAGCGCUAAGGGUCAUACGGCUCUUCACAUAGCCGCAGCCUUGGGGAACGAAGACCUCGUCGACAGACUGCUGGCGAGAUCAGCCUCCGUCAAUUUGAAGUCGCUGUCUGGUUUCACGGCCUUGCACGACGCCUCAUUGGCGGGCCACAUCGUUGUGGUUAAACAGCUUUUAUACGCGGGUGCUAACAUUGUAUUUACCACCUACACUGGUUAUACCGCUCUGCACUUUGCCGCGGAGAAAGGCUCUCUCGACGUAGUGCAGCGACUCAUGGAGGCCGGGUCGGAUGUCAAUGCCCAGUCAAUCAGAAAGUGGACCCCGCUGCUGUAUGCGUGCAGUGAAAAGCAUUUAGCUGUUAUCGAAUUUCUUCUCGACCACGAUGCUAACCCUAAUCUGUUCGAUUAUUAA